Messenger RNA from Phodopus roborovskii (desert hamster), 1382 nucleotides. It is a transcript of the gene Hapln1, whose product is annotated as hyaluronan and proteoglycan link protein 1. The transcript is spliced from 4 exons. The record is from RefSeq and is a predicted model, not a curated record. NCBI's taxonomy places the organism in Eukaryota, Metazoa, Chordata, Mammalia, Rodentia, Cricetidae. Gene Ontology annotation, molecular function: hyaluronic acid binding. Gene Ontology annotation, biological process: cell adhesion. Bases 259 to 1323 code for a protein of 354 amino acids.
AAUUCUGCAAAGACAGAGUUAAACACUGUUUGGACUCUGGCUGCCUAAGAGGAACUGAAAAUUUUCAAAGCUCAGUCAUCAGCCCUCAAGGGCUGCUACAGUAACUUUCUGAACAGAUUGGGUUAAAUAUUUUUACAGACCCAUUCUAUGAUGAUAAGGCGGUAAUAAUUUGUGCAGUGCAACACUCCAAAAGGUUCCAAAUUUCUCAAGCCUUUUUGUAUGUGAUCCUCACAGUGGAGAAGGGGCUGAGCUACAAGGAUGAAGAGUCUCCUUCUCCUGGUGCUGGUUUCAGUCUGUUGGGCUGAUCACCUUUCAGACAGCUACACUCCGGAUCAAGACAGAGUUAUUCACAUCCAAGCGGAAAAUGGCCCCCGUCUCCUCGUGGAAGCAGAACAAGCCAAAGUCUUCUCACAUAGAGGUGGCAAUGUGACACUGCCAUGCAAGUUUUAUCGAGACCCUACAGCAUUUGGCUCAGGAAUCCACAAAAUCCGCAUCAAGUGGACCAAGCUAACUUCGGAUUACCUCAGGGAGGUGGAUGUCUUCGUGUCCAUGGGAUACCACAAGAAGACCUAUGGCGGAUAUCAGGGUCGAGUGUUUCUGAGGGGAGGCAAUGACAAUGACGCCUCCCUGGUAAUCACAGAUCUCACCCUGGAGGAUUAUGGAAGAUACAAGUGUGAGGUGAUUGAGGGACUAGAAGACGAUACUGCUGUGGUAGCGUUAGAGUUGCAAGGUGUGGUGUUCCCUUACUUUCCACGGCUGGGACGCUACAAUCUUAACUUUCAUGAGGCACAGCAGGCUUGUCUGGACCAGGAUGCUGUGAUUGCGUCUUUCGAUCAGCUGUAUGAUGCCUGGCGGGGUGGACUGGACUGGUGCAAUGCUGGCUGGCUCAGUGACGGAUCUGUGCAGUACCCUAUCACCAAACCACGCGAGCCCUGUGGGGGCCAAAACACAGUGCCUGGUGUCAGGAACUACGGGUUUUGGGACAAAGAUAAAAGCAGAUACGAUGUUUUCUGUUUUACAUCCAACUUCAAUGGCCGAUUUUAUUACCUGAUCCACCCCACAAAGCUCACCUAUGACGAGGCAGUGCAAGCUUGUCUCAAUGACGGUGCUCAGAUUGCAAAAGUUGGCCAGAUAUUUGCUGCCUGGAAGCUUCUGGGCUAUGACCGUUGUGAUGCCGGCUGGCUGGCGGAUGGCAGUGUCCGCUACCCUAUUUCUCGGCCAAGAAGGCGCUGCAGCCCUACCGAGGCUGCUGUGCGCUUUGUGGGCUUCCCGGAUAAAAAGCAUAAGCUGUAUGGUGUGUAUUGCUUCAGAGCAUACAACUGAAUGUGCCCUAGAAAGAAUCAGUUCUCCAGUUACAGGGGACAUGAGAAAGGUUUUUUUUU